Molecule: messenger RNA, 746 nt
Organism: Lontra canadensis (Northern American river otter)
Lineage: Eukaryota; Metazoa; Chordata; Mammalia; Carnivora; Mustelidae
Product: RNA cytosine C(5)-methyltransferase NSUN2-like
Exons: 3
Coding region: 236-604 (122 amino acids)
Biological process (GO): tRNA methylation
Cellular component (GO): cytoplasm; nucleus
Molecular function (GO): tRNA (cytidine-N5)-methyltransferase activity; tRNA binding
Source: RefSeq, a predicted model, not a curated record
GGGUUGCUUCGGUGCUGCUUCCCAGGGGCCCCCUCCCAGCCAGGGCUGCCGGCGCUGCCCCUCGCUCGCUGCUCUGCGGGAGCACGGGUCGCGGCGCUCUGGGCGUCUUCCACGCAGCGCGCCCGGGAGCGGCGCAGGCGCGGAGCCCGCGGGGCCUCGCGCGCCAGCCCGGAAGUCCGCGCGGCCGGCGGUGGCGGGACGCGGUGUGCGGGCGGCGUGCGCGGCCGCGUGGGCCAUGGGGCGGCGGGCGCGGGGCCGGCGGCUCCAGCAGCAGCAGCAGCAGCGGCCGCCGCGCGCGGAGGACGGCGCCGAGGGUGGCGGCAAGCGUCAGGAGGCGGGAUGGGAAGGCGGGUACCCCGAGAUCGUCAAGGAGAACAAGCUCUUCGAGCACUACUACCAGGAGCUCAAGAUCGUGCCCGAGGGCGAGUGGGACCAGUUCAUGGAAGCGCUCCGGGAGCCCCUCCCGGCCACUUUGCGAAUUACUGGCUACAAAAGCCAUGCGAAGGAGAUUCUCCAUUGCUUAAAGAACAAGUAUUUCAAGGAACUGGAAGACCUGGAAGUGGACGGUCAGAAAGUUGAAGUUCCACAGCCCCUGAGUUGGUAGGUAAAGAAAGUCUUCAUCCUGUUGGAGGUUUUUUGGGAUUUUAAUCUUUGUCAUCUGACAGCGUGUUUCUUUGGCAAAGUGUUUUCUGCUAGUGGAGGAGAAUCUGAAUGUACUUCACAGACAUCCUUGUGUGCUCUUAACG